Molecule: messenger RNA, 723 nt
Organism: Ichthyophthirius multifiliis
Lineage: Eukaryota; Ciliophora; Oligohymenophorea; Hymenostomatida
Exons: 1
Source: RefSeq, a predicted model, not a curated record
AUCUAUUUUAAUUGAAAUAUCUGCAAAUUUUCUCAAUUUAGUCAACGAUAACCUCAAGAUUACAUAAUUAACUAUCGCAGUAAUCAAUGAAGUGAAAAUAAUGAUAAUCGCGAACAUAACAUAUCCUUGCACGAUCCAAAUGGCAAUUGAAAUAUAUUAAAAAAGGAAGAAAACUUCCGUCAAUACACGUACUAAAUAUUCUAUAAGGGUUGGAAUCGGUAUAUGUAUUUUACACAAUCCAUAUUUUUCUUUUUUAUUUAAAAUAUCUUCUUAAUUAUUUUUAAAUCCAUUUUUGUGUCUUUAAAAUAACUCUUCCAAAUUAUAGUUUUCCACCUCUCUAUAAUAAACUGGAAUAAAUCCUUAAUUUAUUUCAUUAUAUUCAUAUUUUAAAUGUCUAUUUACAAAUCCGAAAUUAUUAUAUUUAAAAUUCUAUUUUUUCAGUAUUUCAUAUGUAUUAUCGUUAUUUUUAAUCAAAAAAUGAGUACAUUGUUUCAAGGAAUUACUUUAAAUAUAUAGAGAUUUUAAUCUAAGUCUGACACUGUUUCUCAGUAAAAAAGCAUAUAUUCCGAAACUACAUAUUAUUAGAAAUAAUGUCAAUAUUAUUUUCUCUAUUUUUAAUUAAAGUGCGAAUAUAUUUUCGAUCAUCAACUAUCCUUCAAUGUCAUUUGCAAUUAUUUUUAGUUAGUUUUUAUUGUUUACUAUUAGACCUGAAAUAGUUGUAGA